This is a messenger RNA of Vespa mandarinia (Asian giant hornet), 8040 nucleotides long. It is a transcript of the gene stet, whose product is annotated as stem cell tumor. Gene Ontology annotation, molecular function: serine-type endopeptidase activity; calcium ion binding. The record is from RefSeq and is a predicted model, not a curated record. Lineage: Eukaryota; Metazoa; Arthropoda; Insecta; Hymenoptera; Vespidae. Gene Ontology annotation, cellular component: membrane.
AUGGCGCCUUCCACCUCCACCCUCGCGAUUUUCUAUGCUAUCGCCAGCGAAAACACGAGGAUCUAACGAUGAGUUAUAAAUUCUUUCGAACGCCCCAGUCGAUCGUACCUGGCUUUGAAAAGUCCCUUUUUAUAUGAAAAAGAUAUCAUAUUACAAUUCGAAUAACGGUUCGUCAUCGUUUCACAAAUUUUUUCUUACGUGUUAUUAUCACCCCUCGAGCUCUUUUAGGGAAAUUAUACACUCGCGUUUUUUUUCUUUUCUUUUUUUUUUUCUUUUUUUUUUUCCGUAUAAAUCCGACCGAAUCAUUCAAGCGGCAAUCGAUUCAACGUUCGCGAUUCAAAGGUCGACGACUUUCGUUUAGGAAUUACGGAUGGCCAAUGGGAAUCGCGCUUUCUCCCGCCAAAACCGUGCCGCGUCGAGAAUACAAUUCUCGUUUCGCGAGCAAGGUUGCGCGCGCGUCUACGUGCGGCGCUUCAAGAUUCUUUCGUUGUAAGGAGGUUAAUCGAACGAAAAAAAAAAAAGAAAUAAGAUCGAGCUCCGUUAUUCCGAGAUCAUGUCGUCGAUACGAUUAACUUUCGUCCAUGCUACCGGUUGCAUUUCUCCUACAAAGGAAAAGUCCUCGUAACAGAAAAGAGACGGAAGAGGGAGGAAUGAGGAGAUUCGUCCGGUGACGUUGUGCCACGCGCGGUAAUGCUACUGGCAAGCGGUGCCUCGAUACCGACCAUCGCCGGUGCCGUCGAGGAAGAGGAGGAGUAUGCGCGUAGCGAGGCUAACAGCGCGCACUACGAUGGAUACGUCACCGAUUAUACCGAUCUCGCUUCGGAGAUCGAUAUCGACGAGUCCGAGUAUAGGAGGGAACUUCUCAACGACAAAUGGCGGAUGCUGUUCGACAAGUUCGAUCCCGAGGGUUUCGGAGAGAUACCAUUGGAGGACUUUCUGGUAGCGUUAAAAAGUGCCGAAUGGAAAGCGGAAAUACCAGCGAACAAGAGAGAUAUCCUGUUAGCGAGGGCAAAAGAAUCGAAGGUCGACGCGAUUACCUUCCAGGACUUUGUCAAUGUGAUGAGCGGCAAGCGGACGAGAAGCUUCAAAUGCGCGGUCCACCAUCGGGACCGCGAGGUGUGCUCCGAAAACGACUUUCAUCUGCUCGUGCACGAGCCGCCGUUGUUUCGCAGGAUGGUCCGCAUGAUCGGCGAUGAAUUCUUGACGGAGGAACGGGACCGAAAAUACUACGCCGACCAUUAUACGUGCUGUCCACCGCCCCUCUUCAUCAUUCUCAUCACCCUCGUGGAGUUGGGCUUCUUCACUUAUUACACCGUAGCAAAGGGCGAGGUGAAUCCCUCGGGUCCAGUACCGAUCGACAGUGUCUUCAUCUACAGGCCGGACAAACGCCUCGAGCUUUGGAGGUUCGCCUUCUAUAUGUUCCUUCAUGCUGGGUGGCUUCACCUGUUGUUUAAUCUGGGAGUGCAAGUAGUCGUGGGACUUCCACUCGAGAUGGUUCACGGAAGUUUGAGGAUCGCCGCAGUUUAUAUGGCUGGAGUCCUGGCUGGUUCCUUGGGUACCUCGGUGUUCGACACCGACGUCUAUCUGGUCGGAGCGAGCGGCGGCGUUUAUGCUCUUCUAGCGGCCCACCUCGCCAACGUUCUUCUAAACUACAACAAUAUGGAGUUUGGCAUAGUUCGACUUAUCGGCAUCUUCGUCAUCGCGAGCGCCGACGUGGGCUUUGCCAUAUACGACAGGUACGCGGCAGAACAAAUCUACGCGGGUCUACCGGUCUCUUACGUUGCCCAUCUGACGGGUGCCUUGGCCGGCCUGACGAUCGGCCUUUUGGUCCUGAAGAAUUUCGAGCAGCGAUUGCACGAGCAAUUGCUCUGGUGGGUGGCCCUUGGCGUUUACGCAGCCUGCACGAUCUUCGCGGUCAUGUACAAUCUAAUGCAUCCGAAUUAUCCAUGACGCGAGGUCAGCUUCGCGUACGGUCAACCGAGAAACACGUAACGCGAAGCUGAUGGCCCUUGGAAGAGAAAACGAAAAAAGAGAAAGAAGGGAAGGAGAAUUAUAAGAAAUAAUUGCGUCGGACGAAGAAAACGUCGAAAUAUUUUAAUGGAACAAGUUUCCUCUUUGUCGGGAUUAUCUCGAUACGAACACGCUGCGAAUCAUCGAAGGACGAAAAGAAGGAGGAAGUGGAGAAGGAGGAGAAGAAGGAGGAGGAGGAGGAGGAGGAGGAGGAGGAGAAGGAGGAAUUGCGGCCGGUCACACGUCUCGAUCUCUUCGUAGUUUUCCUGCGUUAAACCAAAGAAUAGAGUAUAUACACAGGGAGAUAUAUUUUUGCAGAACGACAAGGAAGAUGAUGCGCGCAAGGGGUUUAUAUCAUUUUGCGCACUUCGACUAUAAGCGGAAAACGCGAAAGCCAAAGAACCAUAGUCCGUACGCAGGAAAAUAUUCGAAAAGUUUAACGUCGACCACGAUCUCCGGCUUUUUACUCGUUAACGCGAUCCCUUCGAACUUAAACAAAGGAACGAGAAAAAAGAAGAACGAAACGAAACGAGGGACGCGUAGCGACAUUUUUUCUUACGGCUCUUGUAUAUUAUUAAGUAUCGACAUCGAUCUCGAUGACGUGUUGCCCGUGCAGUCGUUCAUUGUAUACCAAUGUAAAUAGUCUUGUAAAUAAUAACGAAAGAAAAAUGAAAGAGAACGUUACGCGUACAUGGGGCGAGCGAGCGAGAGAGCAAGGAGAAUCGGAGUGAGUGAGCGAAUGAAAGAUAGAUAUAAAAUAGUGCGUAGAGCGUGGGCGAAACAAACAAACAAAUAGAAAAAGAGCGAAAAUUUGGAGAACGAGAGAAUGCCGAAAAAAGAUUCGUCGACGAGUAACGAAAUAUUUUCCUUCGCUCGAUAGUUUUUCAACAAUCUCGUCCUUUUUCCCUCUUUGACACACUUUUUAAGAACGGCGUUGGAAAGAAACAGGAAAAUGGCGAUUACGUUACCAAAUUUCUUUCCUCUCCAUAUACUGCCAGAGCUUUUCUUACUUUUUCCUUUCUUUCGUUCGUUCGUUCGUUCGUUCGUUCGUUCGUUCGUUCGUUCGUUCGUUCGUUCGUUCGUUCGUUCGUUUGUCCGUUCGUUCAAUGAAAAUUCCUCACGUAUUUAACUUUUCUUUUUCGUUUGUCGUAUUUGUCCAUUUUUGUAUAGAGCAAUAACAACAUAUAUUUAUAUAUGAGAAAAUGAAUCGUUAGAUAAUUUUCAAACGCAUCGAUACGCCGCUUAUUCGCUCGAUCCUCUUACUCCCUUCCUCCCUCUCUCUCUCUCUCUCUCUCUCUCUCUCUCUCUCUCUCUCUUUUACACAGUCACUCUUCGAUAUUCUCGAAAGAACGAUUCUCUUCUUUGGUGAUUUCAAAGUCACGACUCUUACGUAUUAUUUAAUAAAUAAGUAUACAUAUGUGUAUAUAUAUAUAUAUAUAUAUAUAUUAUAUGUGUAUAUUGUCUGUAUAGUUUCUAAGUACGUUGAUCAGGGUACAACUAGAUUCUUCUUUUAUUUGCUAUUUAUACAUGCGACAAAUUUCUUUUUUUUUUUCUUCUUUUUUUUUACACAAGGCAAGUGGCCACGGUAAAAAAUUUAAUUGUCGAUUAUAAUCAUAUAUAUGUAUAUAUGUAUAUAUAUAUAUAUAUAUAUAUAUAUAUAUAUAUAUAUACAUCUAAGUUCACACGUUUAUGCGAUGCGCUCAUCUCAUUGUUACAGACUUUUUUGUCUCACCGAACGAAGCAGUUUUCUCUCUCUCUCUCUCUCUCUCUCUCUCUCUCUCUCUGUGUUAUCUCUUUCUCUUCUUAAUUUCGUUCUUAAUUUCAUACACGAAAACUUGUCUUAUUUAUUUUUACCAAGUGGUAAUUUCUUAUUAGAAAUUAAUAUGUCUCGGAAUAGCGGAAGAAAAGUAGAUACAAAAGGGAAGGAAGGAAAGAAGGAAAAAAGAAAAAAGCGAGAUCAAAAACGAGAGUGAUGAACGAUGCUAGUCAAUUAGUACCCACGAGAAAGCUACGUCGGGUUGUAGCUUAAGGUACUGCUAUGUUGUAACUCGCAGAAACGUCGAGAAAAACGGUGGGAGAAAUAGAGUGAAAAGCGACUCGACUGUGAAAGGGUUGUGUAAGAACAGAAGGAAAGAAAGAGAAAGAGAGAGAGAGAAAAAAAGAAAUGGUCGGUGACGAAGGUAUCCACUUUAAAUAGCUACAAUGUUCUAUGUUACAAUGCAAAGAGAAAAAGUGUGCGUGAGAGAGAGAGAGAGAGAGAGAGAGAGAGAGAGAAAGAAAGGGAGAAAAACAGUACUACAACGAGAUGCUGAAAAUUGCAGAGACGAUGACACGAUUGUCUUGUUCUACGUUGCUGCUGAGAUAGUACCGAUACUCGAAUAAUUAAAUUCGUAUGAGUCCCGGGAAGAGACGAGAAAAAGAGCUAUAUCGAACCACCGUUUGAGGUCAUGGUAACAUUCUUUUACUCUCUUUUUCUCUCUCUCUCUUUCUCUCUCUCUCUCUCUCUCUCUCUCUCUGUCUCUUUUUUCUCUCAUCAUCUACAAAAUUCGAUUCCCAAUGCGGCUUUAUUUAACAGAGAGACACUGUAAAUGAUUACCAAUGUCGUUUUCGACGUACUUGUGAGUUUCUCCGUUAUCUCAUUAAUAAAUGGUAGUUCCGUUACAGAACUCCUUUUCUCGAAUAUAUUUUGUAGUGAUAUCGAAUGUAAAGAUACCUCGAUACGGAAUGUUUUUUAUUUAUUUAUUUUUUUUUUCUAUUUUGUUUCUUUUUUUUGUGACGAAUGUAUUACAGAAAUGAUUAAUAUCGUAAUGGUUCAGGUUAAUCAAUUCGUAUCGUACAAAAAAUGGAAUAUAUGACUGGUGCUCUUCAAUAUUCUAUGCAAAUGAGCUUAGGAAGAUAAUGAUUGGAAAACCGUACGAUCCUUUUUCGAUGUCAUUUGCAUGUUAUUGAAAAACGGCGCGGCCCCUUUGGUAUUACAUUUCGCCCGAUUUAUAUCAUCGCUAAGCUCAUUGAUAUGUACUUUUUACGAGCGAUAUCACUUGUAUAAAUGAAUGAGAAAAAAAAAGCGAGGGAAAAACAAUGAAUGAGAACGUGGCUUGUCGUAUUGGUUCUAUAUUUCUACGGUCGUUGGUAAAGAGCAUUUAAAGAGUUUCGUUCUCGAGCACACAACACUGCCCUUCAAAAGGAAAAAGAAAAAAAAAGAAAAAAAAGAAAAAAAAAAGAAAAGAAGGAAAAAAAAGAAAAAUCAGGAAGGAAGGGAGAAUUUCGCCUAAGAAUAAUCGAGCGAUUAUUCUCUUCCCUUUGUUUCAUCUUGUCUGUUUUUUUUCUUCUUGCUAUCCUUUUAUAUCGUCUACUCAUCAUCACCGUCAUUAAAUUAAUAUUAUUAUUUAUUUUCGCGCAAAAUCAAUUGAGAGAUUUUCCUCCUUUCGACCUCGAUACACCACCUAUUCAUCGCUUUAUGUUCGUUGGUUUUUAAUUAUCGCGUUCCAUUAACCGAUAUCCGUAGGACGACAGUAUUGCUCGCGGAACCACUUUUCAUUUAAUUAUCGCGAUCAUCGGGAAAGUUUCUUCGGAAAAAGUAAUCGAGAGUACUUUCCUUCGGAUAUACUUGUUCUUUUUUCUUUUUCUUAUCUCGUUUUAAACAUUUUUUUUCUCUUUUUUUUCCUUUUUUUAUCAUCAUCAUCAUCAUCAUCGUCGUCGUCGUCGUCGUCGUCGUCGUCGUCGUCGUCGUCGUCGUCGUCGUCGUCCGUCGAAGCCGAUAGGAAAACAAAAUUCGAUCGAUCGCCUUCUCCGCCGUUUAUUUCGACGAUGCAUCGGGAAUCUCGAUUUUCCGCAAAGUUAAAAAAAGUUUUUAAUUAGUUUAAUUAGUUCCCGUUGCGUCGCGUACCUCCUGCGUGUUUAUUUUAAAUGUCAGAAAAUAUGGUUUAUAACACUGCCACAACACACAAUUUUCAGUUAAAAUCCACGGAAAACGAAUUUUCCCUUUUCCCCGCCAUCGCCAUCAUCCCUAUCGCACGAUCAUCGACUUUACAAAGCUAAUUAACGGGACACGAUCAUUGCAUUCACGUUGAAAGUCUAAACUGAUAGCGAGAAUAUGUGUGUAUGCCGUGCCUGUACGUGAGUUACGCCUGAUGCGCAUUAAAAUACGAUAGCGAUAUAUGAAUAUACAUAUGUAUACAUAUAUAUAUAUAUAUAUAUAUAUAUAUAUAUAUAUAUAUAUAUAUAUAUAUAUAUAUAUAUAUAUAUAUAUAUAUAUCAAAAUAGGUACGCGCUGCGAUAUCAGCGUACGAGAAGAGUUGCGACUAAUGUUAAUAAUAAUUUAUACUGCUUACGGUUAGUCACGAGUAUCCACAAGCCAAAGAGGUGGAGCUAGUAACAAAAUUUCAAGCGAUUACUAAUUAUUAUUAUUAUUAUUAUUAUUAUUAUUAUUAUUAUUAUUAUUAUUAUUAUUAUUAUUAUUAUUAUUAUUAUUAUUAAUAUUAAUAUUAUAUAAUUAUUUUUAUUAUUAUUAUUAUUAUUAUUAUAUUAUUGUCCUCACCAUCGUCAUAGAAAAUCGUUUUUAUUAUCGUCGAAAGAAUCGACGUUGCUCAGCCGACGCCGAGCCGUUUAUAUUCGUUCAUCUCCUGUUAUUGAGCGUUCGAGACAAUUAAUCAUUCUGCUCCGUACAAAACGUGAUAACGUCAAGUCCUCGCCUAGAAUAUUUCGCAUAGUAUUUCUGUACGCGUUCGCCGCCAAAAGAGGUGCGUUUUAAAGAUAAAAGAAAGUCUGAAGAAGAAGAGAAGGCGGAAGGAAAGGGAAGCAAUGGUAUUUAAUCGAUAGAUCGAAAUAUCUUGUACGUGCAUAUAGUAUAUAUAUACGCGUAUUAAAAUAUACAAGGAGUCUCCUGACAAACGUUUUAAUCGACUCGAUUAAUCUAAAAUUACUAUCUAUAUAUAUAUAUAUAUAUACAUAUAAGAAGAUAAUUAUACUAUACAUCGCCAAGCGCACGUAAUGAAAAAGAAAAAAGAUAAAAAAAAGAAAUAAUCUUGUUAAAAACGAGUCGAUCUAAAUGAGGCACCUUCUAUAUAGAUUACGUCUUAUGUAAGUACGUAUGCACACGCAUAUAUUUUUUGGAAAAUUCAAUGAAAAGCAAUGUGUUAUUUAUUAUGUUUUAGUAAUUCCAACGUCGAUACGUCGUAAGAAAGAACGAUGGAAGGAACGAAUGUUCGGAAGAAAAAGCGUCGCAAAUUUUCGAACGUUUUAAUCGUCCAUAUCGGACAAUAGCGAAUACAUUGAGAAAAAAAAAAUGUAUUUUCGUUGUUCUUUCGAGUUGGAACGCGUUAGGAUUUCCCGAUCGGUGGUGAUCGUAACUCGCGAGGAUACUCCCUCGAUGUCCUCCUCUUCGGAUUUAGAAAUGUCGACCAAGAAAAAAAAAAAGAAAAGAAAAAAAAAAAAAAACAGAAAAAGAAAAAAAAAAUGAUACUUUGCUCGGUCCUAAUGCGUCGAAUAAAAAAUAAAUUCGAGCGAGGUAUCAUUGUUUUCUCAUUCGAUAAAUCGAUGGAACUUAGUAAAAGGUAAUCGAUACAAUUAUUACUUAUUAGAUAUUUAAGCGAUUUAUUCUGAUUAUUUGAAAUUUCUUCUAAUAAUCAAGUCGCUAUGUAAUAAGUAGAUAAUUGUAUUGUCGAGCCUAUAAUAUAAUUUUUCAUUCCAAAGAUUAAUAGCAAAGCGUUAUUUUAGUCGGGCCUUUUUGUAUAAUAACCAUUUCGCGAAUGAGAUAUUGUAGUAGCGACGAUCGAUAUUAAAAGAGAACGUACUAUUUUAUCCAUAGGAGGGCGAGCUUUUUUACUAUAAAUGAAAAAUAAUAAUAUCUACCGUGAAAUAUAAUCGCGAGUAUCGGAUAAUAAAAAAAAUUUGUCAAAAAGAGAAACAUUUUAAGCCGAUUAUAUAUCAAAGAAUUACUCAAAAGCGAGAAAUCGAUUACCGUCGAUAAAGGGGAUGAUUUUGAUUUGAAGAGCGACCCCAUUUUGGACCAGUCCUCUUUACGAAAAAAAA